Messenger RNA from Exophiala spinifera, 1197 nucleotides. RefSeq lists its product as uncharacterized. The transcript is spliced from 4 exons. Gene Ontology annotation, molecular function: 2 iron, 2 sulfur cluster binding; iron ion binding. Bases 1 to 1197 code for a protein of 398 amino acids. NCBI's taxonomy places the organism in Eukaryota, Fungi, Ascomycota, Eurotiomycetes, Chaetothyriales, Herpotrichiellaceae. The record is from RefSeq and is a predicted model, not a curated record.
AUGUCCGUCCAGACGACCACCAUAACGACCACCAGCACUAACACUGCCCUUCCCGCGGAGUGGUAUCGAUCUCCAGCUCUCCACGAACUUGAAAAACGAGCCAUCUUCUCCAAAGAAUGGCUCCUCAUUACUCACAAGAACCGAUUCGAGAAGCCUGGAGACUAUCAUACCUACGAUGUUGCCGGUUUUCCGUUCUUUCUCAUCAUGGAUCGCCAGAAGACCAUCCGAGGCUUUCAUAAUGUCUGUCGGCACCGUGCUUUUCCCGUCAUCCGGCCUGAUGCGCCCCGGUCCGGCACGAAGAGCAUACUAGCAUGUUACUACCAUGGAUGGUCCUACGGCCUCAAUGGAAAACUUGCCAAAGCUCCCAAGUACGAGAAUGUCGAAGGCUUCGAAAAGGACGAGAACAAUCUGUUCCCUAUUCACGUCAGGAUUGAUGACCGAGGAAUUGUGUGGAUCAAUUUGGAUGCCGCAGACACGCCCAGAAUCCCAUGGGAGACACACCUCAAAGGAUGUGAUGAGCGUCCGCGUCUGGCAAAGUUCAACAUGGAUGAUUAUGUCUACGACCACACCUGGGUCAUGGAAGGUAACUAUAACUGGAAAGCUGCUGCCGAUAACUACAACGAGUGCUAUCACUGCCCAACAACCCACCCAUUGUUCACGGUGACAACCAAUCUAGACAAGUAUAGGGGAGAGUACAAGGGCGCAGAACUUCUCUACUUCAUGGAAGACAAGCCCGGACAGAACACCCACAAUUUCGCUCCCAGCUGGUUCUACCCGAACGCAGCGUUCAACAUAUCAGACGUCUUCUGGUACCUCUUGCGUUCCAUUCCCACUGGCCCGACCACGGUCAGGAACGAAUACGAAGUCUAUCGCCACAAGGAUGCCACCGAUGCCGAAUUCAAAAAGAUGGAUGAGUUUUUCAAGCAGGUCGAGAGGGAAGACAAAGAACUUUGCAAUGGGGCACAAGUCAACCUCAACGUGGGCAGAUAUACGGCGGGUCAGCUAGAGCCCAAGGGUGAAGAAGGUGUUCUUUACUUUCAGAACAUGGUCAGACAAGCUCUCAAAUCGCACCGGGACGAGGAGGUCAAGCUUGGGAGAGAAAUCUGGCCUACCAGACCAGCCGCAGCACAGAGCGAUGAUAUCCAGUUCUGCGAGAGCCUGGGUAGCUGUGGAAUGGCAAAGGAAACUAGCUGGUGA